GGUAAAUACUGCUUGCUGUAUUUUGAUGUUGGUGGCUAAACUUAUCCAGUAUAUUGUGUUUGGCCCUCUUCGAGUGAGUGAGAGACAGCACCUGAAAGAUAAAUUUUGGAAUUUUAUUUUCUACAAGUUCAUUUUCAUUUUUGGUGUGCUGAAUGUCCAGACCGUGGAAGAGGUGGUUAUGUGGUGUCUGUGGUUUGCUGGACUUGUUUUUCUGCAUCUGAUGGUUCAGCUCUGCAAGGACCGGUUUGAAUAUCUUUCUUUUUCCCCUACCACACCAGUGAGCAGCCAUGGCCGAGUCCUGUCUCUGUUGAUUGCUAUGCUACUUUCCUGCUGUGGGUUGGCGGUUGUUUGCUGUGUCACUGGCUACACCCAUGGAAUGCACACCUUGGCUUUCAUGGCUGCAGAGUCUCUUCUUGUGACAGUGAGGACAGCUCAUGUGAUUUUACGAUAUGUAAUUCAUCUGUGGGACCUAAACCAUGAAGGGACUUGGGAAGGAAAGGGAACCUAUGUCUAUUACACUGAUUUUGUCAUGGAACUCACUCUGUUGUCCCUUGAUCUCAUGCACCACAUUCACAUGCUGUUAUUUGGCAACAUCUGGUUAUCCAUGGCCAGCUUGGUCAUUUUUAUGCAGCUGCGGUACCUAUUUCAUGAGGUACAGCGUCGAAUCCGUCGGCACAAGAACUAUCUGCGCGUGGUUGGGAACAUGGAAGCCAGGUUUGCGGUUGCAACACCAGAGGAGCUGGCCGUUAAUAAUGAUGACUGUGCAAUCUGCUGGGACUCCAUGCAGGCCGCAAGGAAACUGCCCUGUGGACAUCUUUUCCACAAUUCCUGUCUUCGUUCCUGGCUAGAACAAGACACCUCCUGUCCAACAUGCAGAAUGUCUCUUAAUAUUGCUGACAAUAAUCGAGCCAGGGAAGACCAUCAAGGAGAGAAUUUAGAUGAGAACUUGGUUCCUGUAGCAGCUGCUGAAGGCAGACCUCGCUUAAAUCAACACAAUCACUUCUUCCACUUUGAUGGGUCCCGGAUUGCAAGCUGGUUACCGAGUUUUUCAGUUGAAGUGAUGCACACCACCAACAUUCUUGGCAUUACGCAGGCAAGCAACUCCCAGCUUAAUGCAAUGGCUCAUCAGAUUCAGGAGAUGUUCCCCCAGGUUCCAUACCAUCUUGUGCUGCAGGACCUCCAGCUCACACGCUCGGUUGAAAUCACAACAGACAACAUCCUAGAAGGGCGCAUUCAAGUACCUUUUCCUACUCAGCGAUCAGAUAGCGUUAGACCUGCAUUGAACAGUCCUAUUGAAAGGCCCAGCACUGACCAAGAAGAGGGAGAAAGCUCUACUCAGACCGAACGUGUGCCCCUGGACCUCAGUCCUCGCCUGGAGGAGAACUUGGACUUCAGUGAGGUGGAAGUGGAAUCCUGCGAGGUGGAAGACUUUGAGGCCCGAGGCAGCCGCUUCUCCAAGUCUGCUGAUGAGAGACAGCGUAUGUUAGUGCAACGUAAGGAUGACCUCCUGCAGCAGGCUCGGAAGCGGUUCUUGAACAAAAGUUCUGAAGACGACACAGCCUCAGAGAGCUUCCUCCCCUCAGAAGGCGCGUCCUCUGACCCUGUGACCCUGCGUCGGAGGAUGCUGGCCGCGGCUGCUGAGCGCAGGCUUCAGAAGCAGCAGCGGUCCUAGCACCUGCACAUCUCUACAGCUGCUCCUUGAGUCUGCCUGGAAGAGGCUAUCUGGGUUCCGCUUGCUGUGGGAAGAAGCAGGCUUGACUGCAUUGCUACUGUAUAAAGCAUGUAGUCUUAAUAGUAUUUGGACAGCUGAGAAAUUUAACCCUCCUUUGUAAUAGUUUAUAUGUGAUAUUUCUCUUCCCUGUAGAAACACGCACAUUUUAACUCUAGGCAUGAUCUUUUUUGGCAUGGACUGGACUUUUUGGGGGUGGGUGAUGAUCAAGAGGAAGCAGGCAGACACCUGCCCACAUAAGGCAUCUUUGCCACUUCCUAUAUAAGUCACAACCCAUGUUGGUGUGUCCUUAGCUUCACAUCUGGCAGGAAAUGUGUGUGCUGGGGAAGAUACCUAAAAGCAGUGAGGAGGUAUCCAGCAUGAGUCUCACUCCAUACCAUAGGAGGAUAGCUGUUGUCAAACUCUGUCCAUAGGGAAGGAGCACUGAGAAUGUUCCAGAGGCCGGCCCAUAGGCUCCUGGACCUCUCAGCCAGUGGAGCAUUUUGUAAUAAGAACUCCUGGUUUGAUACCUGCAGCAGAAGGGGAAAGUCCAGGACUGCAGAAUUCUAGGAGGUGACCCCUUUCCUCUGACAUUUGGGACUGACCUGAGUCCCUGAUUCACAGCUGGCUUUAUUUCCAUUCACUCUGGUGCUCCUGCAUCCCAUAUGCUUGCCCCAGGCCUCUUUCCUCUCCUGUUUCCUUGCUCCCUCUGGACAUUUGAAAGAGCUAAGUAGCAAGCUUUGGUUUAUGGUUUUGAUUGCUUGGUUAGGUAAUUAGGCAAUGACAAAGCCUGUAGGUUUGGUGCUUGGGGAAGGUAUGGGCCUUGCAAGAUGGAAGAGUAAAUUCUUGGAAGACAUCAUUGAAGAGAUAAAAGAUACGUUUGAUAUAUUUCUUCCCUGGAGUCAUUUUCAAGCUUUGUGUCUACUGGUUUAAACAUCGGUAAAAUGUUGAACCCACAUGCCUUGAAGCAGACCCAGGUCAUGUAUCUUUUCUAAUUCUUCAUGCAUUUAACUUUAAGGAUUUGAAAUGCAGUUGUAAUUACAUAAUUCAGUUUUCUGUCCCAUUGGAUUUUUUUUUUCAAUGUUUGAAAGCAUAGUUUUAUGGUAGUCCUCUGGGAAGAAUCCAGUAUUAUCUAAAAUUAUUGGCAAAGUUAAAUGUAUUUUACAUAACAAAGUUUUUAGAAUGUUGACAAGUAAUUGAAAAAAGGGUGAUAAGUGAAUAUGUAGGCAGAAAUAAUUUAUUUCAAUAAGUCUUUCAAAAGCCUUACCUUGAAAUGCUGUUAGUAAAUUUGUGAUUUUUUAAAAAUUUUGUUUUGCUGAGAGCAUAGCUAUUUGUUUUUAUUGUAAAACAAUGAUAACAAUAAAAAGCAAACUCUUCUAGUGUGCUGUG
Messenger RNA from Octodon degus (degu), 3097 nucleotides. It is a transcript of the gene Amfr, whose product is annotated as autocrine motility factor receptor. The transcript is spliced from 13 exons. Gene Ontology annotation, molecular function: ubiquitin binding; ubiquitin protein ligase activity. Gene Ontology annotation, cellular component: endoplasmic reticulum; cytosol; ubiquitin ligase complex. Bases 26 to 1672 code for a protein of 548 amino acids. Gene Ontology annotation, biological process: endoplasmic reticulum unfolded protein response; protein K48-linked ubiquitination; ubiquitin-dependent protein catabolic process. The record is from RefSeq and is a predicted model, not a curated record. NCBI's taxonomy places the organism in Eukaryota, Metazoa, Chordata, Mammalia, Rodentia, Octodontidae.